Molecule: messenger RNA, 3827 nt
Organism: Myodes glareolus (Bank vole)
Lineage: Eukaryota; Metazoa; Chordata; Mammalia; Rodentia; Cricetidae
Source: RefSeq, a predicted model, not a curated record
CACUGUGACCAGCUGACUUUCCGCUCCUGACACCAAGUCUCUUGUGCCACGGUGGAAAUAUAUCUUCAAACUGUAAGCCAGAAUAAACUGUAUUUUUUUUUCUGAGCUUCUUUGUCACGGUGUUUUAUCACAGCAACCGUAAGUACAGGUUGUGCCAGUGAAAAUGAAAGCAACUAAGCAGAGCCAUAGACUUCCAAGUCUUGGCCAGUUCCUUCUAAAGGGAAGGAGCAGGAUGUUAGAGUUGGGCAAUUGUGUCUAUAGAUAAAAUAUGACCUUUGUCUCAUGACCGCUAAGGAGACUGUAAGGGGGCAGGGCUAUCAGGAGACAACUGUAAAAUCACAGUUAUUGAGUCACAGAGUCAAGUGUCCUGAGGACUCACAGAACUCCAGAGUGACCACUGCAAGACUUUACACACGCACUGACAAGAAAUGGCCACCCAGGAAGAAGCUUCUGAGGAGAGGAUUUCUGAAUUCGAUGAUGAUUUGGCCUCUGAGUUCUCUGCUCUUCUGGGUGUGGAUGCUCAUCAGGUCUUAAGAAGACAAGAUGAAGAAGACCAUAAAUUACGAAUGAAAAUGAAGAAAGGUUUUAACCCACAGAUGCGCAGUGAAGCCAAACGAUUAAAGACUUUCGUGACCUAUGACACAGUCAGAUCAUGGACGCCACAGGAGAUGGCGGCCGCUGGGUUUUACCAUACUGGGGUGAAACUUGGGGUUCAGUGCUUCUGCUGUAGCUUAAUCCUCUUUUGCACCAGACUCAAGAAUCUUCCUAUAGAAAACCACAAGAGAUGGCGUCCGGAAUGUGCGUUCCUUUUGGGCAGAGAUGUUGGGAACAUUGGCAAGUAUGACAUAAGGGUGAGGAGUCCAGAGAAGCUGAGGGGCGGCAAAGCAAGGUACCGGGAAGAGGAGGCCAGACUGGAGUCCUUUGAGAACUGGCCAUUCUAUGCCCAUGGGACAUCGCCACGUGUACUCUCAGCAGCUGGCUUCGUCUUUACAGGUAAAAGGGACACUGUGCAGUGUUUCUCCUGCGCUGGAUGCCUGGGAAACUGGGAAGAAGGAGACGAUCCUUGGAAGGAGCAUGCCAAGUGGUUCCCCAAGUGUGAAUUUCUUCGAAGUAAGAAAUCCUCGGAGGAAAUUGCCCAGUAUAUUAAAAGCUACGAGGGAUUUGUCCAUGUUACGGGAGAACAUUUUCUGAAUUCCUGGGUCAGAAAAGAAUUACCUAUGGUGUCAGCUUACAGCAAUGACAGUGUCUUCGCUAAUGAAGAGCUAAGGCUGGACACUUUUAAGGACUGGCCCCAUGAAUCACCUGUGGCUGUUGAAGCUCUGGUCAGAGCAGGCCUUUUCUACACAGGCAAAAAAGACACUGUCCGGUGUUUUUCCUGUGGAGGAUGCAUGUGUAAAUGGGAAGAAGGUGACAACCCAUUAGAAGAGCACACCAAGUUUUUUCCCAACUGUGUCUUUCUCCAAAACCUGAAGUCCUCUGCAGAAGUGAGUCCAGCCCUUCAGAGCCACUGUGCACUUCCGGAAACCAUGGACAGCACAGGUGAAAGCAAUCAUGAGGACCCAGCGGCAGUUCACUCUACCGUGGCCGAUGAUGCUCCAAGUGAAGCCCAGGGAAGUGAUUGUCCAUCCAGUGGUGCUUCCCUCCUGUCCACAGACCUGCCUCAGAGGGAAGCCCAGUGGUUUCAAGAGGCAAAGAGUCUGAGUGAGCGGCUGAGAGGAGUCUACACCAAAGCCACUUUCCGCCACAUGGAUUUGCCAGAGGUGUGUUCCAGCCUAGGCACUGACCACUUGCUUGGCUGUGAUCUGUCCAUCGUCUCAAAGCACAUCAGCAGGCCAGUGCAAGAGGCCAUGAUGCUUCCUGAGGUCUUCACCAACCUCAGCUCUGUCAUGUGUGUGGAGGGCGAGACCGGCAGUGGGAAGACAGCCUUCCUGAAGAAAACAGCUUUCCUCUGGGCAUCAGGAUGCUGUCCCCUGCUGAACAGGUUCCAGCUGGUCUUCUACAUCUCCCUGAGGUCCACCAGACCAGACCAGGGGCUGGCCGACAUCAUCAGUGCCCAACUCCUUGAGGCAGGAGGAUGCAUUAGUGAAGUGUGCCUGAGCAGCAGCAUCCAGCAGCUAAGGCACCAGGUGCUGUUCCUGUUGGAUGACUACCGUGGGAUGGACUCACUGCCCCGAGCCAUACAAACACUGAUUACAAAAAACUACUUGUCACAAACCUGCCUAUUGAUCGCUGUCCAUACAAACAGGGCCAGGGCCAUCCGCCCAUACCUAGAUACAAUCCUAGAGAUCAAAGAGUUUCCCUUCUAUAAUAUUGUCUCUAUACUACGGAAGGUCUUCUCACAUGAUAUAACCCGUGUGGAAAAGUUUAUGGUUUACUUAGGAAGGAGUAAAGAUUUGCAGGGAAUUCACAAAACCCCCCUCUUUGUGGCCGCAGUCUGCACUGACUGGUUUCAAAAUCCUUUUGACCAGACCUUUGACGAUGUGGCAGUUUUCAAGUCCUAUAUGAAAUACCUUUCCUUACAGCACAAGGCUACACCUGAGCCUCUCAGGGCCACUGUGUCCUCGUGUGGUCAGCUGGCCUUGAGAGGGCUUUUCUCAUCUUGCUUUGAGUUCAGUAGUGAGGACCUCACAGAAGCAGGAGUCGGUGAAGAUGAAGAUCUGACCACCUGCCUGAUGAGCAAAUUCACCGCCCAGAGACUGAGCCCCGUCUAUCGGUUCUUAAGUCCUUUGUUCCAAGAAUUUCUUGCUGCCAUGAGGCUGACUGAACUCCUGAGUUCAGAAAAAAAGGAAGACCAAGAUCUGGGACUUGAUUAUUUGAAACAGAUUAACUCACCCAUGAAGGCUAUAAACUCCUAUAACAUAUUUUUGAAGUAUGUCUCCAGCCACUCUUCAUCAAAGGCAGCGCCCAUGGUUGUGUCUCACUUGCUUCAGUUGGUGGAUGAUAGAGAAUCUCUGGAGAACAUGUCUGAAGAUGAGCAUUACAUGAAGCUCCAUCCAGAAACUUCACUGUGGGUGCAGUUUGUUAGGGGAUUGUGGCAGGUAUCUCCUGAAGCUUUUUCUUCAUUCGUCUCAGAACAUCUGCUGAGCGUUGCUCUAAACUUCGCUUAUGAAAGCAACACGGUCGCUGCAUGUUCUCCAUUUAUUUUACAAUUCCUUCGAGGGAGAACACUGUCUCUGAAAGCCCUGAAUUUCCAGUACUUUGAGGACCACCCAGAGAGCCUGCUACUGUUGAGGAGUGUAAAAGUCUCCAUAAAUGGGGAUAAAACAUCAUCUCAUAUAGAUUAUUCAUUCAAGACAUAUGUUGAAAAAAUACAGCCCCCUACUAUUGAUCAGGACUACACAUCUGGCUUUCAGCAUAUAAGCGAAUGGAAGAAAACUUUCACUGAGUAUGAGGAAGCCAUAAAAAACUUCAGAGAUAGCCGACCCAGGGCCCUACCAGACCUCAGUGAAGGGUACUGGAAACUGUCACCCAAGCAGUACAAGAUCCCUAGGCUGGAAGUUGCAGUGACCACCAUGGGUCCCGCAGACCAAGCACUGCUCCGAGUCCUAAUGGAAGUCUUCUCAGCAUCACAGAAUAUCGAACUCCAUUUGGACCACAGCAGUGGCUUUCUUGAAAGCAUCCGCCCUGCUCUGGAGCUGCAUAAGUCCUCUGUCACCACGUGCUCCAUGUGUGGACUGGAGCUCAGCGCAGCAGAACAGCAGCUGCUUCUUACACUGCCUGCCCUGCAGACUCUUGAGGUCUCAGGGACAAACCAGUUACCAGGUAACGCUGAGUGCCGCAUAACCAUUCUGGUUGACACCGUGUUUUCUCGUUCUGAGUUUUAGAUG